Molecule: messenger RNA, 1587 nt
Organism: Rotaria sordida
Lineage: Eukaryota; Metazoa; Rotifera; Eurotatoria; Philodinida; Philodinidae
Source: the annotation of a GenBank genome assembly
AUGAAUCGAUUUGCACAAUCAUUGAUUAAAACAACUUUAUUUCAAUUUAAAAAUGUAAAUUUAAUUGGACGUCAAAGUUUAGCUUUUAUUUCAACAACUAAUGAUGAUAAAACAAAGAAAUUAUUUGAUUUAAUUAAAGAUAUUCGUUAUGCUAUGAUUACAACAAUUGAAUCAGAUAAGAGUCUUCGUUCACGGCCAAUGGCAAGUCGUCAAGCCGAAACUUGGGAUGGUACAUUAUGGUUUUUUACUAAACAAUCUUCUCCUAAAGUUAAAGAAGUUAAACAAAAUCUUGAUCAAGUUAAUGUAUCUUAUGGAGAUCCAAAUAAAAUGUCAUUUGUUUCUGUUAGUGGUAAAGCUGAAUUUGUUGAUGAUAAAGCUAAAUUAAAAGAACUUUGGUCAUCUUAUUUAAAAGUAUUUUUUCCUCAAGGAUUAGAUGAUCCAGAUUUAAUAUUAAUGAAAGUAACAGCUAAUUAUGGUGAAUAUUGGGAUUCACCCAGUAGUAAAAUGGUACAAUUAUAUUCAAUGGCUAAAGCCGCAGUAACUAAAAAUCCUCAAGCUCUAGGUGAAAAUGAAAAAAUUGAUAUUCAGAACUGUUUGAAAGAUAUGAAUACUGAUGAAACAAGUAAAUCAUUAACAGUUACAACAAAUUCAUCGUCUGAAAUAAAACAUAUGAAUAUCGAAGAUUUAAAAACAAGUUUUAUCGGUAAAACAUCGGAAUAUAUAAAUACUAUGUUAAAUACUGUACUUGAUGACCCCGUAUUACUUCGUGUAGCUAUAAGACGAUGUCGUCUUGAUUGUGCAGAAGCUGAACGUCGUAUAACUAAAUUAAAAGAAGAUAAUAAGGAAUAUGUUCCUAAAAAUGAAUAUCUUGCUCUUCAACAAACAUAUGAUGAACUUGUUAAAGCAUCGGAACAAUUAAAACAAAAUUUUCGUAAUGCUAAAGUUGAAUAUAAUGCAUUGAAAGAAGCACUUGAAUAUUUAAUUAAAGAUCGAGAUAAAUAUUUUACAUUAUGUGAAACUUAUCGUGCUACUUUAACUCCUAGACCAAAAUGGGAACGAUGUGCAUCAAUAAUUGAAGGUGGAAUAGAACAUUGGAAUGAAUUAUCUAUUGGAAAAACAAGUAAUGAACUUGUAGAUAUUUUACUGAAUGAAAUUAUUGGUGGCAAUGAUAUUUAUAAUAAUGUUGUAAAUUUUAUUGGUCUUGGUCUUGAUCCAACAAUACCAAAAUUUCUUCAAACAACAUCGAAUAUUCGUAAUCGACAUUUUAUGCAAAGAGAUAUUUCUCUUUUAAUUGAAGAUAUAUGGAAAAAAAAGAUUGAAUAUGACUUGGAACAAGAAUCUACAACAACUUCAAAACAAAAUAUUAAAAUAUCUCUUGUUGAUUUUGUACAUAUUUAUUUGAAACAACGUUUUCCUGAUGAUGAACUUUUACAAUUAGAAUGGGGAUAUAAUCUAGUAGCAGGUUGUCGACGAUUUAAAUCAUCUCCUGAUAUAAGCAAUUUUUGGAGUGUACUUCUAGGACAGACUGAUGAAGAAGUUUAUCAUCAAAAACGUAUUUCUUUCACCAAUGAAAAACAAAAUUCAUAA